Messenger RNA from Sinocyclocheilus grahami, 7148 nucleotides. RefSeq names its product myosin phosphatase Rho-interacting protein-like. The record is from RefSeq and is a predicted model, not a curated record. Gene Ontology annotation, cellular component: actin cytoskeleton. Gene Ontology annotation, molecular function: actin filament binding. The transcript is spliced from 23 exons. Bases 920 to 6481 code for a protein of 1853 amino acids. NCBI's taxonomy places the organism in Eukaryota, Metazoa, Chordata, Actinopteri, Cypriniformes, Cyprinidae.
AGCAAACCUGCGAGUCGCGUCCUCCGCUCAGUGUUGCCAGGUCCGCGGGUUUCCCGCGAAAUCGCGCUACUUUAACACUGUUGCCGCGGGUUGUUUUUCAUAUCCGCGGUUUGAAGCGACCCCAAUAACGUGAUAUGCGAAUUUUACCAGUCGGACGUGUAUUUUACGUGUGUUUUACCCCCCGGAACGCGACUGGGAUACUCUUUUGAGCAGCAACUGGGCGGGUUUUGUUGUGAAACCUGGCAACCCUCUCGCGACCUCCUCCAUUGGGAGAGCUGGAGCGCGUCUGAGGGGAGAGAAAACACAGCCUCUUUAGCCUGGAAAACCGUCGAAACGUUGGUUUAUCCCAGCUGGCGGAGCCGUAGCCUCCGAGCCAAGACGUGUACGGUACCGGCGGAGGAUAACAUGCCAGCUUCGCCGAACUUUGGGAGUGUUAAAGCUCCGCUAAACGAGCCGGCGGAGAAGCGUGAUUAGCGAGCUAACGUUAACAGACGCUAGCGGUGAAAACUUCCCGCCUGAGGGAGAAACUGCCUUUGGGAUUGAAAACCAGGAUACCUCCCCAUCGCUUCCUAGACGUGAAAUAAUCGCUUUGUUUACCGCGUGCAGUAUUCCAGCAUCGAUUCGCGCAGAAGUGAGAUCAGAUGAACCCGAGCGGGCCUGUUAACUAGAGCUCUUCUUCCAUAAACCGCUGUGGUCUGGCGCGGGAGACCGCGGGGGUACCGUGCAGCUGCCGCGGCCCGGCAUGCGGAGAGCCGGCUGAGAGAGCCUCGGGGUCAGCUGCGGAGAGCCGGCUGAGAGAGCCUCGGGGUCAGCUGCGGAGAGCCGGCUGAGAGAGCCUCGGGGUCAGCUGCGGAGAGCCGGCUGAGAGAGCCUCGGGGUCAGCGGUGGGUCGAGGCAGGAGUUCUGGAGCAGCGCUGCGAUGUCUGCCGCGAAGGAAAACACGUGCAGGAAGUUCCAGGCGAACAUUUUCAACAAAAGCAAAUGUCAGAACUGCUUCAAGCCGCGAGAGCUGCAUCUGCUGACGGACCAGGACCUCAACCAGGCCAAGCCGAUCUAUGGCGGAUGGCUGUGUUUGGCUCCAGAGGGGACGGACUUUGACAAUCCCAUGCAGAGAUCCCGGAAAUGGCAGCGACGAUUCUUCGUCCUUUAUGAACACGGCUGCUUGCGCUUCGCUCUGGAUGAAUCGGUAAGCCUUCCAUGGAGUGAACAGCUUGUGGUUUAUCCCAGAACCAACAAGCAAAAUCAAAAGAAGAAGCGCAAAGUGGAGCCAGCAACCUCACAGGAACCAGGCCCAGCGAAGGUAGCAGUGACCGGCUCGGGCAUCCCAGAAGCAGAGAAGACGCCAGACUGCAGUUCCAUCACAUGGCCAAGCAGAGAGGCGGAGGUGUCCCAGACGUGGAGCGAGAUGCCGCCUCUCGGCUCACCACUGCCCUCUGCAGGUGUGGAUGUCAUCCAGACUAGCGCUGUCGGUUUAACCGGUGAGGGCUCGAUGGUGAGCCGGUGCUCGGAUCAGAGCUCUGUGAACGGGGACGAGGUGGAUCGGAGCGGGCUCUUCUUCCACUCGGCUGUUUCCCAGCCCUCUCAUGACCCCCUGUCGCCCGCGGGCAGCUCGUCCAGCCGGCACAGCACAGAGAUGGGGGGCGUCCCGCGCUGCCUGUCCCCUGCACCCAGCGACCCCUUCCCAUCAGGCAGCAGCCUGCUGUCCAACGGUUCCCACAUCAGCGGCUCCAUGAGCUCUCUGGACUCGGAUGCCAGCGGCAGCACCUCUCUGUCCCGCCGCGGAGACGCAGAGAACCGCAAGCCUGAGAAACGGAGCCGUCUGCGCAGCCCGGAGAGACAGGAGUCUGUGUUCAGCCCGGAGAGAAGCGGGCGCUCCGAUGUGAUCGAGAAGCUGGAGGCGCUGGAGCUGGAGCACGCCGAGAGACGCGCUGGAGUCCGGCCGGGCCGCAGUGAAACCAGACGAUUCCAGCGGGAGGAUCAGAAGAUGGACCCGGCGCAGGGUUUAGACUUCCAUCCCUGCACCCUGCCGCCUCUGAGACGAGCCAAAUCACUGGACCGCAGGACCACCGAAUCCGUCAUGACCCCAGACCUGCUGAACUUCAAGAAGGGCUGGAUGGUGAAACUGGAUGAGCAAGGCCAGUGGAAGAAGUAUUGGUUUGUGCUGACAGAUCACAGUCUACGAUACUACAAGGAUUCGAUUGCUGAAGAGGCGUCUGAUCUGGAUGGAGAGAUGGACCUCAGUACCUGCUACAGUGUUACAGAAUAUCAAGCUCAGCGGAACUAUGGCUUCCAGAUUCAUACUCAAGAAGCAGUGCACACGCUCUCUGCCAUGACCGCGGGAAUACGCCGCAACUGGAUCCAAGCGGUUAUGAAAAACGUCAGGCCGUCCACUGCGCCAGAUGUUGCUAGCCUGACGGAUGAACACGCUUCCUGCGGCCCGUUUGAGAGUCUCGCCCGGCCUGACGUCACGCAGGACUCCCUGUCCUUCAAAGCCUCGGUAGAGCGGGAAGGUGGAUUGAAGAAGAGCCGAGCGAGGGAACGGAGGCGAGAAGGACGCUCCAAAACGUUUGACUGGGCCGAGUUUCGUCCCAUCGCCCAGGCUCUGGCGCAGCAGAGAGCACACGAGGCCGACACCUUCCAGGCCGAGCUAACCGAGAGAAACAAGAGGAGGGAGGAGAGGCGGAGGAGGUACGAGAGCGUCACCGGCUCAUCCUUCGAUCCUGCCACUGACAUCACAAAGAUGGACUUCGAGAGUGGGGGCGUGGUCCAGGUAGAUGCUCCGCCCCCAUCGGAGGAGCGGCUGCAGAGAGUGGAGGACGAGAUCGAGCAGCGCUGGCAGCAGGUGGAGAAGACGCCCAUCAGGGAGGAGAGGAGGGUGCCUUUGCCCUCCACACAGCACAACAGAGACGCAUCAGAGCUGGAGAACCUCCUCGAGAGCUACAGGAAAGGGGUCGAGGAGCUGAAAGCUCAGCUGGAGAGCUGUCACCAGCAGUUAAUGGACUCCAAUCAGCACAAGCUGGAGCUGGAGGGUCAGCUCAAGAACGCUCUCCAGCACGAACAGCAGAUCCGUGCCGGUUACAUUUCACCGCUGGAGUCCCCUUUGAGUCUUGAGACAGAGCCCCGGGUGAAGAGGACUGAACUGGUUAGUUCUCAAGCUCAGAGCUUAACAAAGAAGUACCAGGAAACCAAAGAGCUCCUGCAGCUGCAAGAACUGAAAAAGCGCAACAUGCAGGCACAGCUUGGCCUUUCUCUCUCACACUGCCCCGCAGAGGAACCUUACCUUUCUGACACCAAAAAACCCUCCACUCCAGAGGUCUGUCCCUCAAACUCCAUUCAGAAAACCGUCAGUUUUAUGCUUCAGGAUAGCGAGGGAAAGAUUAGAGAGCUGGAGAGCUUGAUUGAUGCCAGUGAGCCUCUGACGUUAAGAGAGCUGAUAAUGCUCAUGCACUCGCAUAGCGAAUACCUUUGGAUAGAAAGUCCUCAAGGACAGGAAAGAAGUGGGUCAGUAGGCGAAAUGACGCAGAAACUGUUGGAAAGCCUCAAGAACCAACAGGAGAUUGAGAAUGAGACCAUGAGGAGAAGCUUGGAAAAGGCUGGAGACUCUAUCCGAGACUAUGAAGCUCGUUUGGUCACCAUGGAGGGCAUGCUGGGAAGAGUCCAUAGACAGAGAAUGGAGAGUCCGUGUGCGUUAGGUUGCUCGAGAGAAGACCAUCCCAAUCUGUCUCAGCAGGUGGAGUUGCUGGCGAACGAAAACGUAGCUUUGAACCAGCGCUAUCAGGAAAUUGUGAACCAGUUGAGAGAAGCCGACCGAGAAAUAGACCGGCUGAAUGCUGAGCUUUGUCGACUGUGUAGCAGCCAGCAAUAUCCACAAGCCAACGUGAACCAGGUGCAAGAAGAGAAAAAUGUGUACGAGCGAGAACUCCACGAAAAGUCACAGAAGCUACAAGAGGCUCUUAUUAAGUUGGAGACUCUUGGUAAUAGUUUGAAAGAUUCGGAGAAAAGAUUGCAGCUUAAAGAAGCUACACUUAGGGGUCUUGGAUUUCAGGUGGCAGAAAGCCAACAUGAUGAUAAAGAGUUAGAUGUGGAGACGGACGAACUGAAACGGCAAUUAGAGGUCCUUCAAUCUAAGCUUUCCGAGAAGGAGAAGCAGCUUCAAAAUGCUGAGCAGGUCUGUAGAGAACUUCAUUCCCAGAAUGCAAAGCAUGAAGAGACAGCGAGGAUGUGUAGUCGGAUGCUUGUAGAGGCUCGGGAGGAAAUCAGGACGUUGAAGGCAGGAACUCAAGGGACGUUUGGUAGUGAACCAGGAACAGAUAGUGGGUGCCAAGAGUUGAUGCAGAAACUCACGAAUGAAAGUGUAGUUGAGGAAGUCGCGGAAGAGUUCAAGAGCAAGUCUAAGUCUCUGAAUCAUCUGCUUGACUUGUUGGUAACUGGCAGUAAGAUGGAUUUGUCCAACACUGGCAUGAACACCAAUAUUUCGGAUGAGGAUCAGGCAGGAAUGAUGAAGAAGAUGUUUGAGAGAAGGAUUCUGCAUGAGGUUUUAGCUGGUUUAGAGGACUGUCAAAAAGGCUCCGAGGCCAAAGCAGUAAGAAAAGCUGUAGAACGUAUGAUAGUGGAUAAUAAGAUGCUGCUGCUUAUGAAUAAGCUCUCCAACCUCCAAGAACUUCAGGGUGACUCAAAACCUGCAACUUGCGCUGGAGAUGGAAAUGCACAGAUGAUGAAAUCGAAUAUUAUGAAUCGGUUGCUCAGUGAUGCCAGCGAUCCCUGCGUCCUGAAGACUCUCGCUGAAGUCAUUCAGAAGAAAGUGACUUUAUUGAAUCAAACCGCUUCGGCUCUUAGGGAACGAACUCAUGAGGAGCUCCAGUCGUUGGGUUUGACUCUGUCAAGCUGUGGCUCUCAAAGAUGCUGGUCUGAGUACAUUCGUGAGGCCAUAAUGGACAUAACAUGCAUGUGCUUUGUAGUUCUGCAGAACUCGCCACGGGUGAAACCGUUAGACCUGUCUGCAUGUGCAAAUUGUGCUGAUUUGAGAGCGCAGCUCGAGUCUGAGAAGCGGGUUAAGUCGAGCGUCAGUGGAGACUUAACCCACAUUCAGAUCGAAGGAAAACUGAUCGACUCUCCGGAUGAGGCCUUACAGCUUCAGGACUUGAUGGCUAGGCAUAAGAAAGAGCUGCGCGAAUUAAAGGAGGCGUACGAGCAAGAAGUGGAGAAGCUGAGACGGGAAGUGGCCAAGGCUGGUGAGACUCUGAGACUGAGAUCCGAGGAGAACGUGAAAGAGAUCGACUCUCUGACGCUGUGCAUGGAGAACCUGAAGAAGCAGCAUGAGAUGGAGUGUAAGGACUUAAUAGCACGCUUCAGUCAAGAGAUGGAAGAGCUGACGGACGCCGUCGAGCCUGGAUCGGACUCCACUUCCCUCAAAGUACGGAUCCAGAAACUCGUGUCCCGGGUGUCCGAACUGACUGAAGAAAUGAACCGGCGAGAUCGUGAUGGGGAUGCAACAUUGCUGCGUCUGAAAUAUGAGAAAGACCUGGAAAACCUAAAGGCGACGUGUGAGCGAGGCUUCGCCGCCAUGGAAGAGUCUCACCAGAAAGUGAUCGAUGAGCUGCAGAAAAAGCACCAGCGGGAACUGGAGAAACUGCAGGAGGAGAAGGAGCGACUGCUGGCGGAGGAGACCGCAGCCACCAUCUCUGCUAUCGAAGCAAUGAAGAAUGCACAUCGGACGGAGCUUGAGCGGGAGCUGGAGAAAACGCGCAAGGCCAACAGCAACACAGAAAACGCAGACAUCGAGGAAAUCCACAAACAGCACGAGGAAGAGCUGAUGUCGUACCAGAGGGAGAUCGAGGUGUUGUCGGAGCAGUACUCGCAGAAGUGCUUAGAAAACGCUCAUCUGGCCCAAGCGCUGGAGGCCGAGAGACAGGCGCUCCGACAGUGCCAGCGGGAGAACCAGGAGCUCAAUGCACACAACCAGGAGCUGAACAACCGUCUGGCGGCUGAGAUCACGAAGAUGCGCUCGAUGGCGAGCGAGGACGGCGGGGACGCUGGCGGGGGCAUGCAGGGGAAGGAGCUGUACGAGCUGGAGGUGAUGCGGAGGGUGAAGGAGUCAGAAGUGCAGUAUCUGAAGCAGGAGAUCAACUCUUUAAAAGAUGAGCUCCAGACUGCCCACAGAGAUAAAAAAUAUGCAACGGAUAAAUACAAGGACAUCUACACGGAGCUGAGCAUCGUACGGGCCAAAGCGGAGCGCGAUCUGAGCCGCCUGCGCGAGCAGCUGCAGCAGGCCCAUGAUGCACUGGGGCAAACCGCGCUGGAGGACGUGGAGCGCGGUGGAUACGAUAUCAUGAAGUCAAAGAGCAACCCUGACAUUUUAAAGAUGGCGGCCGCCGCGGCCAAACGCUCCGAACGCACCAUGAGGUCAAAGAGUCUGAAGGAAGGUCUGACGGCGGAGCAGAGACUUCAGCUGCUCGACAGCAAGGACACGAAGGACUUCUGACACGGCCUCACUGCAUGCUAGUUAAGAGUAUUUUAGCCCAGUAAUUAAUCACUUAGAGACACACUGGUCAUAUAUUAAACAUGGUAUGAAGUUUGAGUUUUAUGUCUAUAGUCAUGCACUUCAGUUACUGUGACGUUGUUGGUUUGUUUGCAUUGUCUUAAUGUAAAUACGUUGUUUUUAAUGAAGCAUCUAUCACGCGUACACUAAACACGACUGUGUAAGCUACUGUUUUAGUUUGUGUGAGUGUUUCUCGACGCUACAGACUGCUCGCGUGUGGCGCUAGAUGAGCUGGGUUUGCACAUUCCCUCCGGCUCUUAAUUUAAAACAGCUGCAUGUAGUCGAGGCUUGCUUGACCUUCUGCGGCGUCUCCGGAUGCUCGAAGCGAAGGAGCACUUCUGAUGACCGUAAGACACACGGGAACAGGCCUGGGAGGGUCGACAGAAUACUAACAAGUUUGUAUAAGCUUGCCGUUAUAAUUAAUGGGAGCUUUGGGUUUUUUCGAGCUGAUGAAGUCUGGGGUGUCGUUCAGUGGCAGUCCUUUGUAUUUAUUUAAAUGUAAUGAAUUUUUUGUCUCACAUUUCCAUUCGUCUAUACAUUCUUGUAAAUAUACCGCAAAUGUACACGAACUGACAACAGGUUUAUUAGCAAUAAAUAUUUUUGCACCCUC